Messenger RNA from Odocoileus virginianus texanus, 3510 nucleotides. It is a transcript of the gene ZNF792, whose product is annotated as zinc finger protein 792. Gene Ontology annotation, biological process: negative regulation of transcription by RNA polymerase II. Gene Ontology annotation, molecular function: DNA-binding transcription repressor activity, RNA polymerase II-specific; RNA polymerase II cis-regulatory region sequence-specific DNA binding. Gene Ontology annotation, cellular component: nucleus. Lineage: Eukaryota; Metazoa; Chordata; Mammalia; Artiodactyla; Cervidae. The record is from RefSeq and is a predicted model, not a curated record.
CGUCCAGGGGCUGCGAUGGCGGCGGCGGCGCUGAUGGACAUGGCGCAGGGCUGUGUGACCUUUGAGGACGUGACCAUUUACUUCUCCCAGGAGGAGUGGGGACUCCUUGAUAAGGCUCAGAGACUCCUGUACUGUGAUGUGAUGCUGGAGAACUUUGCACUGAUUGCCUCACUUGGACUUACAUCUUUCAGGUCUCACAUAGUUGCCCAGCUGGAGAUGGGGGCAGAGCCCUGGGUGCCUGACCAAGUGGACAUGACUUCAUCCAUGGCAAGAGGGGUGUAUAGAGGGCCUGACUCAGAUUUUUACUGUGGAACAGAGGGUGAGAAAUCACCUGCUGAACUCAGUGUUUCUGUAGAAGUGUCACAGAGCAUGAAUCCCAAGGCAGUUCCAUCCACCCAGAAGGGCUACCCCUGUAACCUGUGCGGCCUACACUUGAAAAACAUUCUGCAUCUGGCUGAACAUCAGGCAACACGUUCCAAGCAGAAACCACACAUGCAUGAGGCACAUAGGAAAGAGUUCAAGUUCAACGCCCACUUUCACCAGUCACAGAUGCAGCAGAAUGUGUACAAGUCUAUUGGAAGGAAUGAAGGCAGGGCCUUGCUUGUGAAGAGCUGCGGAUAUGACACAUCAAAGAAAUCUUUUGCAUUCAGGGAGGAUGGGAAGGCCUUUGUGGCCAGAUGUGGUUUUCUCCAGCAUCAGGUCACUACCAGUGUGGGGGAGCCAGAGAAGAGCUCUGAAAGUGUGGUGGAUUUUUCCACUGUGCAACUCCAUAAGAAGUACAGUGAAUUUGAGAAUGCUCUCAGUGACAAACUUUCACUUGUUCAGCAGAGAACCCACACUGGAGAAAGGCCUUAUGAGUGCAACAAAUGUGGGAUAUUCUUCAGCUAUGCUGCUGGCCUCUUUCAACACCAGAGAGAUCAUAAUCGAGGAAAGCCUUAUGAGUGUGGUGAAUGUGGGAAAUUCUUCAGCCAGCACUCCAGUCUCAUCAAACAUCAGAGAGUUCACACUGGUGAAAGCCCUCACGUGUGCAGCGAGUGUGGCAAAUUCUUUAGUCGAAGUUCUAAUCUUAUUCAACAUAAGAGGGUUCACACUGGAGAAAAGCCUUAUGAGUGCAGUGAGUGUGGGAAGUUCUUCAGCCAACGCUCCAACCUCAUUCAUCAUAAGAGGGUUCAUACUGGUAAAAGUGCUCAUGAAUGCAGUGAGUGUGGGAAAUCCUUCAACUGCAACUCCAGCCUAAUUAAACACUGGAGAGUUCACACUGGAGAAAAACCUUACAAAUGCAAUGAAUGUGGGAAAUUCUUUAGCCACUUUGAUGGACUUGUUCAACAUCAGAUAGUUCAUACAGGUGAACGACCGUAUGGAUGCAGCGUAUGUGGGAAAGCCUUCAGCCGAAGCUCUGACCUCAUGAAACAUCAGCGAGUCCACACUGGUGAAAGGCCUUAUGAGUGCAGUGAAUGUGGGAAAUUGUUUAGCCAAAGCUCCAGCCUCAAUAGCCAUCGGAGACUUCACACGGGUGAAAGGCCUUAUCAGUGCCCUGAAUGUGGGAAAUUCUUUAGCCAACGCUCCAGCUUUAAUAACCAUCGAAGACUUCACACUGGUGAGCGGCCUUAUGAGUGCCUUGAAUGUGGGAAAACCUUCAGACAAAGUUCUAAUCUGAGGCAGCAUCAGAAAGUUCACAAACCAGAUAAGCCAUAUAAGUGCAAUGAAUGUGAAAAAGCCUUCAGCCAAAAGUCUACUCUCAUCCGACAUCAGAAAAUUCACACUAGAGAAAAGAGUACAGAGGGUGUUCUCCCUUCUUCUUCAGCACAACAGCACCUCCUAGAGAUGAACUCUGAGAGUAGUCUUUAUGAAGUAGCUGUCAGUCAGAAGUUGAGCAUUGUUCAUCCAAAUGUCUAUGCUGGAGAGAUUCCCAAUGGAUGCUAAAUAAAUUGGAAGCUUUCUGGAGCAAGGCUACAUAUUCUGAUCCCAAACUUUGUCAGAGUUUUUGUCACUGCUAGUGUCUGUGGUAGAAGUCAUCUCAGUUCUACCCACUGACAGUUCUCCAGAGUGUGUGCCAGCCACUUCCUGUUCUCAGGGAAGACAGGCCUCUGUUUCCUCUUUCAAGAGGGAAUUGUGAGUAGCUUGAGGCCAUAGGAAGAUGUCUUCCCUCCCGCUGUGACUUCUUUAGUUGUGAUCAUGACCCAUCUUUGCCAUGAAGACCUGAUCUGGGUCCUACUGGCAGCUUGCAGAGGUUUCCCUUUUCCAAGACAUUGUUGAUCUUGUAUGAUGCUCAUGAUGGAUUCAUCCAGCUUCCACAUUAUCCAUCCUUGACUUUACAUCGCUCUGGUUUGGGUGAUAAGGGCCUUAUUGAUAAAGUCACCUUUUAUCUCCUGUAUGCUGAUAAAUGUGUGGAGUGGGUUGAGAACAGAAUGAAGGUCUUCCAAACCAAACAGGUCUCCAAAUUUAUUGCCUCAGUGAAGAGCAGGAUGGCAGAGAACAAUUCUCAGUCCAGAGUUGGCCUCAUUUGUGUUGCUACCUGAGGUCUCCUAGGGGAGAUUGUAGGGCUUGGUGGGCCUAAUGUUGUGACUUGAAGGGCAUGAAUUUUUGUAGAUCAGAGGUUACUUUGAGGAAGGGGAGGUUGUGCAACCUCCAGUGCAUCUGGAAGCAGCCUGAUUUAGGCCCCUUUUUUUCCCCUGAAGAUGCCUCCUAUUCCUUAGCGCUGUUGAGUAAACAUUGUUUACCUGGUCUCUGCCAAGGAGUCAUAUGCCUUUGAUGUCUAAAAUCCAGUAUAUGUCACCUACUGUAAGACUUACUGGGUCCAAUUGGCAGAUUAGAGGGAAUGUAUCUGUUAUAAAAGUGCAUCCAAAAUUCCCUUAAAGGUAACUAUGCAGGAUUCAGGACUUGCAGAAAUUCUCAAGACCUCCAGACCUCUGUCUUAUGACUAAGGCCACUGGCAGAGGAAAUCAGCUAAAGGUUUUGUGGAUUAUUAUAGGCUGUCUGCAUUAUUCAUGUCAAAACUAGUGUUGUGUUGCAGAGAAAUGGGGACUAAGAGAAGGUAGAUCUUGUAAGCCAGGGAGGAGGCAUUUGUGACACAGCCAACCAUUUUUGGUGCCAACACAUGAGGAGAGAGGGAGUAGAGUCAACAUGGGGAUGCCAAAUCUUAAAUUUUCUAAAAAAAUAAAAAAUAAAUAAAUAAAAUGAGUGGGAGAGCAGAUUUUUACUUGCAACAGUUUCUUUUAAUGCUUGUUGAGAUAAUUUCCAUGCAAUAAUUGGCUGUACAUAUUUAAUGUGUACACUUUGAUAAGUUUUAAAAUAUGUGUACACUCAGGGAACCAACACCACAACCAUAAUAAUGAACCCAUCCUUCAUCCACACGGCUACCUCAUGCCCCUUGACAAUCCCUCCUUGCCUUCCCCAGAGAACUGUUAUCUACAGCCCAAGGAAUCUACUGAUUUACGUUUUAUUCACUGUGAAUUUGUUUGCCUUUCCUAGAAUUUUGUACAAUGGGAAACAUAAAGUAUUUAUACUCUG